This is a messenger RNA of Paramecium octaurelia, 236 nucleotides long. NCBI's taxonomy places the organism in Eukaryota, Ciliophora, Oligohymenophorea, Peniculida, Parameciidae. The record is from the annotation of a GenBank genome assembly.
AUGGAUAUUAGAUUAAGACAACAAUCAGCCAUGACAUAUUUAGAAUACUUAAACUAUUAUAAUAAGGAGCCAGAUUCUCCUCGAAUUUAGUAAUAAUAUUUUUAAAAAGGAAUAGUCCGAAGGAAAGUCCAGUAGAGCCUUUAUCAGAUUUAGAAUUGAGUCCUAUUUAGGAGAAAGAGAGAGAAAAGUUAGUUGUAUCAAGUUGUAAGGUUAUCAAAAUAUAUUCUAAAGUUUGA